AGCUCAGCCAACCAACUGCAUAUCCCAUGCCAUUCAUUUCUGCCUCAAACUGGCAUCUAUUUCUAUCUCAAGUCUUUGUGGUUUGUUUCUCACAUCUCAAGCCUUCCCCUCCAAGCUCUCAUAAAUCAUAUCCCUCUUCUCACUCUAAGGUUAUGGAUAGUGGGGUGAGAAAGCACGCCCUGAAUGGUACUACUGCUGCUUCCAACUCUGAUCUCGUGCUGAAACACAUUACCCAGAUUCUACUAGAGGAGGAGGAGGAGAGCAUUGAUGGGCCCCUGGUCUCAUAUUACGAAGCAUUGCAUGAUUAUCCUUCCUCAUUGUUUCACAUCCAUGCCGGAAGAAGCUCUUGGAAUGAUAAUGUUGAUGGUAUUGUUGAUCCCCGAGAAUCAGAAUCAUCAUGUGUGACAUCUAACACAAAUUUAUUGAUGUCCAAUACGACAGAGGUUAUGGAUAAUGGGAUGAGAAAGCAUACCCUGAAUAGUACUGCUGCUUCGGACGCUGAACCCGUGCUGAAAUACAUUACCCAGAUUCUACUGGAGGAGCAGGAGGAGAGCAUUGAUGAGCCCUUUGAUCACAUUGCUCUUACAGCUGCUGAGAACUCCUAUUAUGAAGCAUUGCAUGAGAAUGGUUCGUCACUGUUUCAUAGCAGUGCUGAAAGAAGCUCCAUGCAUGAUAAUGUUGAUGGUGUUAUUGAUCCCAGAGACUCGGAAUCACCAUGUGUGACAAGCGAGCCUACCCCGCAUCUCGCCAUCCAGUUAACAUCAUCAUCAAAUAACUAUGACUUAAAUGGUGCUUCUUCAUAUUGCUUUGAUAGUGCAAUGAUGUCUUUCCUUAGAGCUAGUUCGUCGGUUCGAAAUGUAUUUGGUGGCAAUGAUGAUACAGAGUCCAAAUUGGAAUUCCAGAGAUGCAUGGAGGAAGUUAGUAGCUUCCUUCCCGGUCACAAUAAGUUGGUAAUGGAUGAUUUGGAGGCUACCAAAGAUGUUGUUGUGAUUGAUACAGAGAAAGACCAUUUGCGUAGAGGAAAGAAACAUCAUUACCUUCCACAAGAAAGUGGGGUAGAAGAAGAGAGGAGCAGCAAACAGUCUGCAGUGUAUGAAGAGGUUGAUUUAUCAGAAGUGUUUGACAAGGUUUUACUGUGUGGUGAUGAUAAAGGUUAUCCAUUUGGUGCCAAAGAAAAGGGGCGAAGAGGUCACCAUUCAAAGAAACGGGGAGAUAAUUGUGGCAUUGUAGAUGUGUUGUCUCUUCUAACUAGUUGCGCACAAUCUGUUCAUGAUGGUGACUAUAGGGAUGCACAAGCUCAAUUAAAGGAGAUCAGGCAGCACUCUUCACCUACGGGUGAUGCAAAUCAAAGGCUAGCUCAUGUGCUUGCAAACAGUCUCGAGGCAAGGUUGGCUGGAACAGGUAAACAACUAUGUCAAUCAAUAUCUCCUAAAACCAUCGCAGCUUCUGAGUUUCCGAAAUCGUACUUGACAUCGUGGCCAAUCAUGAGAAUAUCAACUUUCUUUUCAAAUCAAAUGAUUUUCAAGGUAGCUUCAAGAGGCUCAUCGCUGCACAUUAUAGAUUUUGGUAUUCUUCAUGGGAUCCAAUGGCCAACCCUUAUUCGAGAUCUUUCACAAAGGCCCGGUGGCCCUCCAAGACUUCGAAUAACUGGGAUUGAGCUCCCCCAACCCGGUUUCCGUCCAUCACAAAUGCUAGUGGAGACAGGUGUUCGCUUGUCAAAAUAUUGUGAGCGCUUCGGUGUACCAUUCGAGUUCAAUGCCUUAACAGCACAACAUUGGGAGGCAAUUGAGAUUGAUGAAUUGAAGCUUGGGAGUGGUGGUGAGGUGGUCGCUGUUAACAGUAACUUUCGAUUUGAUUACCUAUUGGACGAGACUUUGGUUGCUGGGUACAACCCUAAGGAUGCAGUUUUAAACUUAAUCCGAAAAAUAAAUCCGGAUAUAUAUGUGCAUACCGUGCAUAGUGGAUCUCAUAGCUCUCCUUUUUUUCUCCCUCGCUUUCGAGAAACUCUCUUCUUCUACUCUGCUGUCUUUGAUAUGUGUGAGACUACUUUACCACACCGCCAUCAUCCUCAAAGGUUGAGUUUCGAACAAGAGUUUCUUGGACGAGAAACAAUGAAUAUCAUUGGAUGUGAGGGCAUUGAAAGAUUGCAUAGGCCUGAAACGUAUAAGCAAUGGGAAUCACGCAUGUUGAGGGCAGGGUUGAAGCCUAUGCCCUUAAAAUCUCAUCUUGUCAACAAGUUAUUGAGACAGGCUCGAGCAUCAUAUCAUAAAGACUUUCUGUUUAUUGAAGACGGUCUUUGGCUACUGCAAGGGUGGAAAGGUCGGGUUCUUGGCGGCAGCUCUUGCUGGGUGGCUACAUGAUAGACUCAGAAUCCCUCAUACAACGGUAACCUAAGCAACAUGAAAACUUCUCCACCUUAUGUUUCGUAUAUUUCCCACAUUCAAAAGCGUGUGGGGAACAUCAUAUUCCAGAUUGUGGGCCUUUUGUGUAAUUUCUAGAAGAAUUUAGAAAGGUACUUCUGUGCCUCGGUAAUUAGAGCAUCCCGAAUGCAACUCUUUCUACUCUAAAUAAAUUAUGCCACAUAAUAAAAGUAGACAUGGACUAAUUAUUUUAUCCUCGAACGUUUUUA
Cuscuta europaea is the source of this 2629-nucleotide messenger RNA. The record is from the annotation of a GenBank genome assembly. NCBI's taxonomy places the organism in Eukaryota, Viridiplantae, Streptophyta, Magnoliopsida, Solanales, Convolvulaceae.